Messenger RNA from Alternaria hordeiaustralica, 279 nucleotides. RefSeq lists its product as uncharacterized. The transcript is spliced from 3 exons. The record is from RefSeq and is a predicted model, not a curated record. Lineage: Eukaryota; Fungi; Ascomycota; Dothideomycetes; Pleosporales; Pleosporaceae. The coding region runs from base 1 to 279 and encodes 92 amino acids.
AUGGCUGCUUCCCGCGGAUUCCAGACAGGCGCUGUGCUGAGACAGGAUACUGUUGUUGCGCCAGUGAAGAAGCCCGUUGGUGCUUUUAGGGGAGGAUUGUUCGGCUUCCUUCUCGGUGCUACCGCAUCCGGCGCAGGCAUGUACUACUAUGUCAUUGACGAAUACCGCGUAUCGAACCAGCUCCUGACCGAGGACAUCUACGCUCUCCAAUCUGCGGUCCAACGGAUAGAAGGCUACGUUCGUACCCUCGAGGACAAAGUCGAUGCGAAGAAGCGAUAA